UCUCGGUGUGUCAAUCUCCCUAAAAAGAAACUGUUCCCAUUCCUCCCCCUGCAACAUCAUUUCAUUUCUUUGCUCAUUUCAAACACUCAAUCAAAAAAUUAAAAAAUGAGAUUAAAAACCAAAACUUUAUCUUUUAUCUUCUUCGUCCCCAUCUAAAAAAACCCUACUUUCUCAAUUUCUAUACUGCUUGCUUCUUCCUUCCUUUCGAGAAACCCAAAUCUCUCUGAUCUUGUACGGCAACUACGCUGACUCAACUUUGGACGAUUCGUGAUACUUUCCGGUGCCGUUAAGCGACUCCGUUUCCGACAUUGUGACAUCUUCUAACAAGAUGUCUUCUCAACAGAACAACGAUGACAUGCUUGAUGAGGUUCAAGAACCCUCUGACGUGGGAAAGAGAUCAACUUAUUCUGCUCUUGCUCGAAGAUCUAACAGGGGAAAAACCCAACUUUUAAAACCAUGUCUCACCACCUCCAUUGAAAGAUCUGAGUCAAAGGCUCUGUCUAUGGGUGUUUCUUUCUAUGGUUGGAGAUUUGCGAACAAAGAUUUCAAGCUUUGGGCUAAGAAGAUGUCAUAUGUUCACGAACACACUUGGAGAAAAGCUGGGAUCUUUGAAGCAAUCAUGGCAUCCACAGUCAAAAUCCCUAAAGACAUAGAUCUUGUUCUGGCUAUUGCUAAGAAAUGGUGUCCUGAAACCAAAACCUUCGUUUUCCCUUGGGGUGAAGCAACCAUAACACUAGAAGACGUUAUGGUGCUUUUAGGUUUCACUGUUUUGGGUUUGCCUAUUUUUGCUUCUCUCGAUAUCUCAGGAAAGAAGACAAAGGCGAAACUGGAGAAAGAAUGUCUGAAGAUUAAGAGAAAGAAAGGCUUUUCUGCAAACCAAGUAGCAUGGAUAGAGAGAUUCAUGGACAGUGGUGAUGAGCUUGAGCAUGUUGCUUUCCUUGUAUCAUGGCUUAGCUACUUUGUGUUUCCAUCACGGUAUUAUCAUCACUCUGAACACAUUUUUCCAAUUGCUGUUCAUCUUUCAAGAGGUACUAGGGCUGCUCUUGCUCCUGCUGUUCUUGCUCACUUGUAUGCAGAGCUAAGUCUCUUGAGAAACCACAUUAGAGAUUUCGAGGAGUCGAGUAUUAUCCUCAAGAUUGGUCUGACUGCCUUGUUUAAAUUGGUCCAAGUUUGGACAUGGGAGAGAUUCAGGGAACUACAGCCAAAACCUAAUCAGAUGCAAAAGGGUGAGCCAAGAUUGGCCCGUUGGCAUAAGCUGAAACAGAUUACAAGCAAUGCAUGGGAGAUUCACAACAACUCGAAGACGGAAAGUUUUGAGUUGCGCCCAUACACACAAGCUGUGGAAUGCUGGGAGUUUCCUCAAUUUUACCCUGAAAAAGCGAUGAUAGUUCAUGUAGGUCCCAGUCUUGAUGAUGAAUAUUUGUCUUUUGCUCGUUGCAUCAAGGUGUCUGAGCUUGUUGGCAUUGACUGUGUGGAGCAUUACUUCCCCAAUCGGGUGGCUUUACAGUUUGGGAUGCUUCAGGAUGUUCCUUCUCAUAUUAACCGGAGCAACCUCUCGAAGGAGGCAGCUUGGAAUGAUUAUGAUAAGCCUAUUGAUGAUUUGACAUUGUACAUUCCUUCCCGUUCUGCAAUACCUCGUGUUACUCAAAUGUUCUGUGAGUGGCGGAGAGCGUUGUUUCUAGAAUUCAAAAUUUCUUCAGACGCGACGCAGGUUGUUGAAACAGCUCUAAAAUUGCAAGCGCCAAACAUCAAAGGUGAUGAUACUAGUCUUGUUCCUUCUGGCUCUAAGAUAAGCAGAAGAAGACGUGUUGGAAUCAAGAUAGUUAAGGUAUCAACAAAGAUGAGACGCCACUACAUGAAGCAAGCGCAUGACAAGAAACGGAAGAACAUGAAGCGAGUUCGUGAGAACGAUGAAAAUGAUAGCCUCACCUAUGCUUCUGAACCGCUUGGUAAAAAGAGUAGACUUGAGGCGGAUAACAAUGAUUCGAGGACUUGUCAAAAGUUUGCUUCGAUAAGAUGUGAUGGAGAUGAAAUCUUACGACCACCAGAAAUAGAACAAAGGAAUGAAAAGACUGUAAACAAAGCAGCGAUGCUUCCAAGCCCAUUUAAUGAAAUCAAUUCUUCAGAUUCUCCUCUUGGUGGUAAUCGAGAAGUAGUUGACAUCCUUGUGUCACCACCAGAGACAACGCAAACCUGUGACGAUGAGCUUGAUGUGCAUGGUAGUUUUGCAGAGAAGAUGACUACUUAUGAUGAUUGCAGUAAGGAACCAGACCGGUUACUCCAAGAAGAUGGUAUCACAGCAAGAAAAAAGGCGAGCUCAGAUGAGAGGUUGUGUAGUAGUGAAGCUGACAAGGUAGAUGAUGAUGUUGAUGAUGACAGUUUGAUCCAGAAAAAGCUUGCAUUAGAGGAGCUAGCAUUAAAUGCAGACAACAAUGAUCCAAGCCCUCGUCAAAAUUUUGCCUCUGGAUGCACUACUGGAGAUGAAACAAGCAAAGCAUAUAAGAAUAAGGUCAUAAUCCCAUCUGAGGAGUCAAACACUCACAUAGCUGUACGGGAAGGAAGCCAGGGACAAGACUGUUUGUUUAACGUUGAUAGUGCUUUCAUUAGAAAGAGUGUUCAAGAGCUGAUGGUGCUGUCAUUGUCAAUAGAGGAGCGUAUUAUUAAGGCACAACAAAAUGUGGCAUGGUUAAAAGAAAGGAGAGCCGAAAAACAGAGAAACAUCGCAGAAUAUAGUUUGAUCUAGGCGUGUUGGAGGUUGUUUUGGGGCAGUCAAAUGCAAGUAGAAUAUCAAAUGAUCAUUUCUCACAUGUGUUAGAUUUUUUGCUUUAGUAUCUUUUGUAGACUUGUUUGCUUUCAAGUGUUCCAUUUGUAUCUUUUGAACUCAGUUUGUAUGUUUUAAUUCAAUUUAGAAAGCCAUAGAAAGCCUGAACCUUUUCGAUGCAAAAUUGCAAAACACAGAAAACUAUGUGGAACAACCACAUCCUGACAAGUGGAGCAUUAAUUCCACGGAAGGAUCAUCAACAGCGAUGCGCGUAUCAGAUCACACGUCGUGGCAACUUACAGAGGUCACACUCGAGAGGCUUGUGGUCUCAAGUGGUCAGGAUCUGGUGAGAGACUAGCUAGUACUGGUGGCGACGACAUUGUGGUACACAUAUGGGAUCGUUUCUUUCAAAUGUUUCAGCCUGACUUCUU
Messenger RNA from Camelina sativa (false flax), 3192 nucleotides. RefSeq lists its product as uncharacterized. Lineage: Eukaryota; Viridiplantae; Streptophyta; Magnoliopsida; Brassicales; Brassicaceae. Gene Ontology annotation, biological process: meristem development; meristem maintenance. The record is from RefSeq and is a predicted model, not a curated record.